This is a messenger RNA of Ceutorhynchus assimilis (cabbage seed weevil), 2690 nucleotides long. The record is from the annotation of a GenBank genome assembly. NCBI's taxonomy places the organism in Eukaryota, Metazoa, Arthropoda, Insecta, Coleoptera, Curculionidae.
UUAAAAUUUUAAAAACAAAAUACAUAAAUAUUUUUUUCAAGGAUUUUCUUUCGUUUGUGAAUCGCUUAUAAUUUUGUGAUGAGGUGAUUUGAUAAAUUUAUAUAAUCUAAUAUUAGGUUUAGAAUUUUAAUCAAAAUGGACACUGAAAUUAAAGAACAAGAAAACAACGCUAUCGAGGAGACAAAAAUACAAGAAACUAUUGAUGCAAGUCCUCCAACAGAGGCAAAACAAGAAGUUCCUUUUAAAAAACCCACAUUACUUAUUGGAAAAAUAGGUCGCCUUCCCAAAAAAGUACUAGUCGCAACCUCUACUGCUUCAAGUGUACCAAAGCAAGAGCUUAGUUCUGAAGAAAAACCUGCUGAAGAAAGUAUAGAAAUUCUGGAUAAUGAGGUUUCUUUAAAUGUAAAAAGUUCUGAGGACCAACCAGCCGAACAACUUGAUAGCAAACAAGCUCUUUCACAGCCACUAACCAUUCCAUAUAAAGAGCCAAAUUGGUCAGGACUGCCAGAAACCACUGGAAAACCCUAUGCUUUUGAAGUACUCAAAAACGGCAAAAUUAUACAAACCAUAGAUUUAAUGAAAAAAUCCUUUUGGGUUUUUGGAAGGCUGCUCAAUUGUGAUAUUUCCGCUCAGCAUCCAACAGUAUCGAGAUACCAUGCUGUAGUUCAGUACAGGGAUAUUCCUUCAGAGACGGAACCGCCAGGGUUUUAUGUGUAUGACUUGGGAAGCACUCACGGAACAUUUUUAAAUGGCAAAAACAAUAAGCUGAAGCCAAAAAUGUAUGCUCCUAUAAGGGUAGGUCAUAUAUUACGUUUAGGUCUCAGUCAACGCCACUACAUAUUAACUGGUCCCGAAGAUGAUCAAGAAGAAGAAUCAGAACUUUCUGUAACCGAACUAAAGCAGUUGAGGGAACAAAAAAUUAAAGAACAUAAGGAAAAAAUGCAACUGGCUGAGCUUGAACGGGAGGAGAAAAGGAAGAAGGAAGAAGAACGAGGAGUUGACUGGGGAAUGGGGGAUGAUGCGGAUGAUGAUGAAGAAAUGGGCGAAAACCCAUACGCUUCAACAAAUAACGAAGAAUUAUAUUUAGACGAUCCUAAAAAAGCCCUGCGUGGAUUUUUCGAAAGAGAAGGACUCGAGCUUGAAUACAACUGCACUGAACAAGGUAUGGGCCAGUUUCUGUGCAAAGUAGAACUACCGGUGGAUGAUGAAAUGGGCCGACCCAUUGUCGCAGAAGUGUUGCACCGAGGCAAGAAAAAAGAAGCAGUAGUCCAGUGCGCUCUAGAGGCAUGCCGGGUAUUGGAUAGGUUUGGAGUAUUGAGGCAAGCAACUCACGAAUCCAGGAAGCGCAAAUCCAAAAAUUGGGAAGAAAAUGAUUAUUAUGAUAGCGAUGAAGAUACUUUCCUGGAUAGGACUGGGACUAUUGAGAAAAAGAGAGAGAAAAGGAUGAAAGUUAGGGAACCUGAUAAAGUUGAGACUUAUGAAACCUUGCUUGAAAGAGAGCGUGAAAUAUCCUCAUCGAUUACCAGAAUCGAGCAGAAGCUACAUUUAGCACAAGAAAAGCAAUCAGGCGCUAGUUUAAGUACCCAACCCGAAGAAGAUUCAUUGGACUCCUAUAUGAACAUGCUGGGAAAAGACAAACUCGACAAGCAAACGAUUUCAAAAUUGAAACUCGAACUGGCCGAUUUGAGAAAGAGCCACUCUAAUGUAAUAAAAUUGGUAAACAUUGCUAAACCUGCCAAUUUACCAGCUUUGGUGCCCUUGACAAGUACAAGCACUUCUAACAUAAACAAGCCAAAGCGUGUUUUGCCCUUGUUUGGUAAACGCAGAAAAGUGCCUGUUAAAUUUCCUGCUAAGCCGAAUGAGAAUAUUGCAACACAAGCCUCCAAUGAGGAUGAUGAGGAAUCUGACGAAGACAAGGAAGAAGCCACAGAGACACUUAGAGUUCAAGGAUCAUCUUCUCAUGUAGAUUCGCCAAUGGAAAAUAAUGGACUUGAAAAAUUCAAUGAAAAUGAAACCAAUAUUGCUGGUUCUAGCUCAUCCAACGAUGCAUCAAAAGACAAAAGUUUGGCCAAAAAUAUCCUUGGUGCUAAGGAAUCAUCUUCUUCCCAUGUAGAUGAGCCAAUAGAAAAUAAUAGACUUGAAAGUUUUAAUGAAACCAAUAUUGCCAGUUCUAGCUCAGCCAACGAGUCAAAAGAGGAAAGUUUGGCGUUGAACGGGGAUUUUGACUCACUAACAAACCAUCAUCUAUCAAAAAAGGAACUCAAUACUCAAUUAAGAAUACACAAUGAAAGAGAACAAAUAGAGAAUGAGGAUCAAAAAAAAUCAGCAAGCAAAUCCCAUGAUAUAAACAAGAACAAACCAAAAGAAGAUGAGGACAAUAUCCCGAAGAAGUCUCAAAAAAAAUCGGAAAAAUCCCAGGAAAUAAAUUCAGAAGAAACAGAUGAGAAGAAACGUAAAAAAAAUCAGAAGAGAAACGAACAGAGACAAUAUAAAGCUGAACUUGAAAAACUGAAAGGCUAUGAAGAAGAUGCUUCAAAGGAAGAUUAUAAUAUGUGGGUUCCACCUACUGAUCAAAGUGGCGAUGGCAGAACCGACCUAAAUGAUAAAUAUGGUUAUUAAAAAUAAACAUUUUAUUUAAUCCACAUUAGUAUUUGUUUUCUCAAUUAAGAUAGUUAUAUCUUAAAGUAGCG